Eremomyces bilateralis CBS 781.70 is the source of this 1121-nucleotide messenger RNA. RefSeq lists its product as uncharacterized. Gene Ontology annotation, molecular function: DNA-binding transcription factor activity, RNA polymerase II-specific; RNA polymerase II cis-regulatory region sequence-specific DNA binding. The transcript has a single exon. NCBI's taxonomy places the organism in Eukaryota, Fungi, Ascomycota, Dothideomycetes, Eremomycetales, Eremomycetaceae. The record is from RefSeq and is a predicted model, not a curated record. The coding region runs from base 62 to 853 and encodes 263 amino acids. Gene Ontology annotation, biological process: regulation of transcription by RNA polymerase II. Gene Ontology annotation, cellular component: chromatin.
CUCAAACACCUUUCAUCACCAGUUACCUGGCAGUGCUGGAACGGGCGGGUUGGCAUUUGAGAUGCCGCAAGUCCCGACCUCUUAUUGCGAUGAGAUGGACCUAGGACGAUCGACCAUUAUUCCCUCCCAUACCUUUAUGACUCCUCAGCCAAUGGACACCGAUCCAGUCGACCUCAAUUAUGACAUCCAUACUGUGGAGAGUCAUACCUCGGCCAUGUGGUCUCCCGUAUCAGACGACGGGCUCCACGACUUUAGGCCUACCCAUUCCAUCCGGGUCUCCAAUGGGCGGAAGACCAUCAAGCCAGCACGACGCCCGAAAAAAUACCCCCAGCGCAAGCCAAGCACGCGGAGGCCGGGCAAGGAACAAACCAUCCCCUUGAGGUCUGGUCAUAUGAUGGAAGUCGUCAUCGGAGAAAAUAUCCGACCCGGUCCGGAUGGGCGGUUGGAAGCCGACCGGGACAUGUCUCCCAAGGAGCAGCAUCAAUGCAGCUUUACCAUCACGACCCCCGACGGCGUGAGGCAGCGAUGUGAGAGAACGUUCAAGAGACAGGAACACCUCAAGCGACAUGAGAACACGACUCAUUCUGACCGGAAGCCAUACAAGUGUCCCGUGGUCUUCAAGGCGACCGAGAACGGUCGCCGCAAGUCCUGUGGUCGGGAGUUCAACCGACAUGAUAACUUGUGUGAGCAUUAUCGGACGCACAUCAAUCCGAGCAAUGCUCCCCGCAACGCGAGAUUGACGCCGGCCGAACUCAUCGAUAUCAUCCGGAAGAACACGGAUCCCGAGCAUGUGAAGAAGGCCAUUCCGAAGUUAGAGAAGAUCGUUGGUCAACUUGGUAUUCCCUAUCAUUAGUACCAGGACGUGGGACAAUGGGCUAGGGUCAUCGGUUUUUUAUGUUUUGAUGCUUAGCGACCAAAGACUCUAAAGACUCAUUAUCAACCACUAUGAUACUAACGUAUUCUCUAUUGUCUAAUGUUUCACGAGAUCCUCGUUACAUUGUAUAGCUUUCCUUCGAUCUGUUCACUCAUUUUUCAAAGAGGAUUGUAGUCGAGCUUGGUGACAACUAGAAUUAUGGAAUAAUAGGAACUGGAAAUGAAGGCAAUGGAAUUGAAGCGGUCUC